Molecule: messenger RNA, 420 nt
Organism: Strongylus vulgaris
Lineage: Eukaryota; Metazoa; Nematoda; Chromadorea; Rhabditida; Strongylidae
Source: the annotation of a GenBank genome assembly
AUGUGGGCUAUCGGUUGCAUUAUCGCCGAAUUAUUAUUACGGGUUCCUUUGUUUCCUGGAGAGUCAGACCUGGAUCAGUUAGUUAAAAUAGGCAACGUGUUGGGUACACCUUGUGCGGAAGACUGGCCAGCGAUGAUGAACCUUCCAGAUUACAUUGAGAUGAAGGAGCAGCAAGGAAUUAAUCUGCGUCAUGUCUUCACUGCUGCAGGAGAUGACCUAAUAGAUUUACUUCUUGGCUGCUUCCAUUAUGAUCCCUUAAAAAGAGUCACUGCUUCCGAAGCAUUGCAGUCCCCUUACUUUAGUAAUGAACCGUUAUGCUGCCUUGAUGAAGAACUUCCGUUGCCAGCUCGUGCGAUAGGAGGCCCACAAAUGAAAAGGCGAAGGUUACGAGACGAAUCUCCACCUCGUUUGAAUUUAUAG